This is a messenger RNA of Spinacia oleracea (spinach), 760 nucleotides long. RefSeq lists its product as uncharacterized. The transcript is spliced from 5 exons. The coding region runs from base 1 to 633 and encodes 210 amino acids. The record is from RefSeq and is a predicted model, not a curated record. NCBI's taxonomy places the organism in Eukaryota, Viridiplantae, Streptophyta, Magnoliopsida, Caryophyllales, Amaranthaceae.
AUGAAAAGGGUUAGGUCUUCUCAAGAAGUGAGGCCUAAGAGGUCCCUUCCUUCUAGCGCCACUUGUUCCGGGUAUGGAACUGUGAGAAUGAUCUGGGAAGACCUGGCCCUGUCAAGCAGAGCGAACUUUGUAGAAAGCUGGAACUCUUGGGGAGCUUGGGUUGAGGUAACAUCGGAUUUAGGUAAAACUUGGAGAAAAAAUGGACCAAUAUAUAUCCCUGGUGAGGGACUGAGUGUGAUUCAACCUGUACCUUACCAGACAGCAAAUGGGAGUUUACGGGUUCUUUUGAGGUCUGCUAUUGGCAGAGUUUGUAUGUCGGAAUCCUUAGAUGGAGGACUUACCUGGAGCCACGCACAGCCGACUGUACUCCCAAAUCCUAAUUCAGGAAUUGAUGGGGUGAAGCUAAAGGAUGGUCGUGUUGUGCUUGCUUACAAUAUUGACUCGCGAGGAUUACUCAAGGUUGCUGUGUCUUGUGAUGAUGGUGACUCGUGGAUUGAUGCUUUGACUCUUGAAGAUACUUCAGAAAUGGAAUUCUCGUAUCCAGCUGUCAUCCAAGCCAGCGAUGGAUCCGUCCACAUCACUUACACUUACAAAAGGACACAAAUUAAGCACGUUGUAGUUCAACUCAAUUGACUCGGUGAAACUUGUAUUUCUGUGGCAACCUCUGCUAGCCUUUUCCAGGUACAUGAAUAUGUUUAUUUGAUAUCAGAUUUUCAGGUCCUGUAUUUUGGUGCCUCCGACUUGUUUUUCUCUUGUCGCA